This is a messenger RNA of Tigriopus californicus, 634 nucleotides long. RefSeq lists its product as uncharacterized. Lineage: Eukaryota; Metazoa; Arthropoda; Copepoda; Harpacticoida; Harpacticidae. The coding region runs from base 98 to 619 and encodes 173 amino acids. The transcript has 3 exons. The record is from RefSeq and is a predicted model, not a curated record.
ACUUCGUUACAAAGAAGGCCGGAAACACGCGUUCUGUCUGUCCUUGAUCCGUUCGUCGUAGACUUUGAGCUGCCUUGCUCCCCUCUGCUCGCUCAACAUGUCCACGGCCUCCUCAUCCCACCCUCAACUUCCGGCUCAAACGCAGCCCCGUUCGAAAAAGGGUUCGUCUCGUGCGGCUUUGGGAGUGUUGCCCGCCAAUGUGGCUUUGAAGCCCACGCAUCAGGCCCCGCCUUUCAAGGUGUUUCAGGACGCUAAGAAGCCUGUGGUAAAGGUAUCCGGGUCCGUGGGUCGGCAUGUCGGCGUCCAAUGCGGUUCGGGGGGCGUGUCGAGCGCGGAAACCCAGACGGACUUGAGUUUGCUGCAGUCGGAUCCGCAAGCUCAAGCUGAAUCCCACAUGUAUUCGGUGGAUUAUAAGGCUUUGGCCGAAUCACGGCGAAAAUCUUUGGACGAGGCCUUGCAAGAAAAUGAAGAACUGAAAAACCAACGUGUGGAAUUAGUCAUGGAAAAUGAGGAUCUCAAAGCCAAGGUCGCCGAUUUAGAGGUUGACGUCAGUUCCUUGCAAGAAACCUUGAAUGAACAAUCAGAAGCUGUCAAAGACGCCCAGAAGUCUUGGCCAUAAUCGGAGUGAGAAAUA